Messenger RNA from Amphibalanus amphitrite, 3967 nucleotides. RefSeq names its product 52 kDa repressor of the inhibitor of the protein kinase-like. The transcript has 3 exons. Gene Ontology annotation, molecular function: protein dimerization activity. The coding region runs from base 963 to 3464 and encodes 833 amino acids. The record is from RefSeq and is a predicted model, not a curated record. NCBI's taxonomy places the organism in Eukaryota, Metazoa, Arthropoda, Thecostraca, Balanomorpha, Balanidae.
UCGGCUGCUGCCACCAGACAGCCGCAUCCGCCAGUCCCAGCGGCCGGUGUGCAGAGGCCGACGAGCGGCGCCGCUGCAGACAUCGAUGACCGGGACUCCGGGAACGAUCCUCUCCCGUCCUGUUCGGGGUCGGCUGCUGCCACCAGACAGCCGCAUCCGCCAGUCCCAGCGGCCGGUGUGCAGAGGCCGACGAGCGGCGCCGCUGCAGACAUCGAUGACCGGGACUCCGGGAACGGUCAGUAUAUUGGAUAGCUUGAUUGGCUACCUGUGUUACCGAACUUACCUGUCCGCUAUCGCCACAAUUCACAAACGGCUGUUUGAGCUAAUUACUUAUCGCCGACUCUCCCUGGCAGAUCCUCUCCCGUCCUAUUCCGGGUCGGCUGAUGCCACCCGACAGCCGCAUCCGCCAGUCCCAGCGGCCGGUGUGCAGAGGCCGACGAGCGGCGCCGCUGCAAACAUCGAUGACCGGGACUCCGGGAACGGUCAGUAUAUUGGAUAGCUUGAUUGGCUACCUGUGUUACCUAACUUACCUGUCCGCUAUCGUCACAAUUCACAAACGGCUGUUUGAGCUAAUUAUUGUCUACUGAUCGCCAACUCUCCCUGGCAGAUCCUCUCCCGUCCUGUUCGGGGUCGGCUGCUGCCACCAGACAGCCGCAUCCGCCAGUCCCAGCGGCCGGUGUGCAGAGGCCGACGAGCGGCGCCGCUGCAGACAUCGAUGACCGGGACUCCGGGAACGGUCAGUAUAUUGGAUAGCUUGAUUGGCUACCUGUGUUACCUAACUUACCUGUCCGCUAUCGCCACAAUUCACAAACGGCUGUUUGAGCUAAUUACUUAUCGCCGACUCUCCUUGGCAGAUCCUCUCCCGUCCUGUUCGGGGUCGGCUGCUGCCACCCGACAGCCGCAUCCGCCAGUCCCAGCGGCCGGUGUGCAGAGGCCGACGAGCGGCGCCGCUGCAGACAUCGAUGACCGGGACUCCGGGAACGGUCAGUAUAUUGGAUAGCUUGAUUGGCUACCUGUGUUACCUAACUUACCUGUCCGCUAUCGCCACAACUCACAAACGGCUGUUUGAGCUAAUUACUGAUCGCCGACUCUCCCUGGCAGAUCCUCUCCCGUCCUGUUCGGGGUCGGCUGCUGCCACCCGACAGCCGCAUCCGCCAGUCCCAGCGGCCGGUGUGCAGAGGCCGACGAGCGGCGCCGCUGCAGACAUCGAUGACCGGGACUCCGGGAACGCGCCUGGAUCCUGCAAUGCUGUCGCAUCCUCUGUGCAUCCGGAUGACAUUGGCAACUACGUCUGCGCGAAACAGCUCCCGUUGGAGGAGAGAAGACGACUUCUGAAAGACCCAUGGACUCCGCCGCCAUCAUACCGAUUCCCAGUGGUUCCUGAUGCUGGCGGUAAAAAUCGGAAGUUCCAGCGAGAUCACAUCGCUGAGUUUCCCUGGCUCACUUACAGUGCUGUGCCGGGACUUGAAGGCGGCUUUUGUCGAUACUGUGUGCUGAUGGGGAGGCAAAUCAGCGGGAGGGCUUCAGGAGACCAGGCGCUGAGAAGUUUCGUCACUGAGCCAUUCAAGCGGUUCAAAGACGCAAAACGGCAUCUGCGUCAGCACCAAACCACGGAGUAUCAUGCAGACGCGGUCACAAUGGUUGAAGAAGUCCUGAUGGGAAGAAUGGGCAUCGACGAGCUGGUGGAUGGACAGAGGAGAGAAGAAAGAAGGAAGCGGGAACAGCAAGAAGCAGACUACAAGAAAAGACUUCUGCCGGUGAUCCAGACUGUGCUGCUCUGCGGUGCUCAAGAGUUGGCACUGCGAGGCCAUCGUGACGACGGUCCGCUGGACCUUGAUGCCGUUCCGAAAAGAGGAGAAGGAAACUUCAAAGCCUUGCUAAGGUAUCGGGCGCAAGGGGACAGGCUGCUAGAAGAUAGCAUUAGAACAGCCCCGAAGAACAUGCAGCUAACGAGCUGGAACGUGCAAAAUCAGAUUAUCCUUGUAUGCGGACAGAUGAUCAAGGAGAACAUCGUGGAAAAGAUAAAAAAAGCAAGCAUGUACACGAUCAUCGCCGAUGAGACGACCGACCGAAACAAACGGGGACAGCUCGCUCUCGUUCUUCGGUACGUAGCUGAAGAUGGAACGGUGCGAGAGGAUAUGGUGGCUCUGCUGAACCCUGAGAAGACGACUGGAGAAGCGCUCUCGAAGAUGAUCAUCGACGCCCUACAAAAACUGGACCUAUCACUAGAUGGCGUGAGGGGUCAGGGCUAUGACGGCGGUGGAAACAUGAGCGGGCGAAUUAGCGGUGCUCAGUCCCGAAUCAGGACUCUUCAGCCGUUGGCCGUGUACACUCACUGCGCCUCUCACCGGCUAAACCUUGCGCUAGGUCGGGCACUAACUGUCCCAGGGGUGCGCAACAUGCUGGGUGUCGUGUCCGUCGCUUCCAACUUUUUCAACGACUCCGCGGCUCGAGUGCAGCUUCUGGAGGAAAAAGUGGAACAGUUGGGCGAGGAGCAAAAGAAAAAGAGACUGAAGGCGCUGUGCCGAACUCGAUGGGUGGAGCAGCACGAGUCCCUGCUGACCUUCGAACAGCUGCUAGUUCCCAUCGUCGCAGCACUCGAACACGUUGAGCGGGAGGGAAGCAGCGACGCAGCUCAAAAAGCGUCCGGACAUCUGGCAGCGAUCACCCGCUUCGACUUCCUAAUCUGUCUUGAGAUGGCUGUGCUCCUCUUCGGCAUCACACUGGGUCUGUCGAUCUGCCUCCAAAAUCCCCAGCAGUCACUGAGUGAUGCCAUGCAAAAAAUCAACGAAGUCCAGCAGGCAGUGCAAGACGCAAGAGAAGAGUUCCCAGCUGUGAUGAAAAAGGCUGCUGCACUGGCUGACAAGCUGGACAUACCAGUCAUCGCUCCGAGAGGCUCGUCUCGACAAGUGCACCGACCUAACAGCUCCGUGUCAUCAGAUCCAGAGACGAACUACCGGAUCAACGUGUUCAACCCUUUCAUCGACCAAAUGAUCAAGGAGCUGAAGGAGCGCUUCCCGGAAGAUCAUCCUGGCCUGCAACUGGAGGGAGUCCUUCCAGCACGCAUAGGGACCGCUGACCUCUCCGCAGUUGUCGAGUGUGCUGAAGCGUACCACAAAGAUCUGCCGAGCCCAGUCAACCUCCGGUCGGAACUUGUGCUUUGGCGUGCCAUGGUAGCAUCAGCAACCAACCGCCCACAGACUGUGGGAGACGCAUUCCGGAUGGCGGGCUCACUUCCGAACGUCAAGACACUGCUUCAAAUCCUCAUGACCCUCCCCGUCACAAGCUGUUCUGCAGAACGAAGUUUCUCGACACUGAAGCGUGUUGAGACUGAACAGCGGACAACAAUGGGAGAGAGCCGGUUGGAGAGCCUCAUUCUGAUGAGUGCACACGGCGUGGCCUCGCUGGAUCCGUCCAUGGUAGCAGACCGCUUCAUGAAGACGCGCCCCCGGCGCUCAGUUUGAUUGAGUCCAGCUCUCUCAGAGGUGCUGUCGACUGGUCGCACCGGUGAGUGUUCAGUGAGGCUUCAGGAAUAUAUCUGUUGACUAUUACCUUUUGCCUCUCAAAGAUGACAUGUUGCCACAGGCACAGGUGACGACACGACGUCAAUGCAAACAAAAGCAUGCAAAUCUCAAAGGUAAUGAGAUUUGUUCAUUGAGCUUUGUGUACUUAUCUACUGAUGGGAUAGGGUGAGUUCUAUUCUGGGUAGAGCGCUUAGUCGUUACGUAACGUUUUAGGGCGUUAAGAGGGUUACCAGAAGGCCUUCCAGCACGACAACGUUUGCUGGCUAUUGAGUCAUAUGCUUACAGAGCCAAUGAGUUUAACUAUUUAGUGAGAUCGCUAAGAACGUCACCUAUCAUACAAACAGCCGUCACAAAGUUAGCGAAAUGGAGGCCCCCUCGCUAGACAGAGGCCCCCCGGCAACCGGAAUACGGAGGCCCCUGUUCGCCCGGGCCCCCUCCCCUGG